AUGGCGCCCAAGGACAAAGCGCCGCAAGAGGAACCCCGAGUACUACUCGGAAGGCCACGUAAUAAUCUUAAAAUGGGACUUGUUGGACUGCCAAAUGUCGGAAAAUCAACGACGUUCAAUCUACUGUCGAAACAAAUGGUACCGGCAGAAAAUUUCCCAUUCUGUACAAUCAACCCUCACGAAGCAGUAAUCAAUGUGCCGGAUGAACGAUUCAAGCAUCUAUGCAAAGUAUUUCAACCUAAAAAGGAAAUAGCAGCAUGUCUAUCUAUAUUUGAUAUUGCUGGACUAGUCAGAGGAGCCCAUAAGGGUGAAGGAUUAGGUAACGCAUUCCUGUCUCACAUAGAUGCUGUCGAUGGGAUAUUCCAUGUGGUUCGAGGAUUUGAAGAUGAUGAGAUCGUACAUACUGAUGGAGAGGUCAACCCUAUCAAUGACCUGGAAACUAUUAACCAGGAGCUUAUUUUAAAGGAUCUAGACAAGUGCACAAAAGCAUUAGUAGAGAUCACUAAGGUCUAUCAACGUAACCAGAAAAUCAAAUCUAAAAAGGAAGAACUUGAUACAAUGACCAAAGCAAAAGAGGUACUUGAAAAAAAUCAAUGGAUCUCACAAGCAAAAUGGAAAGCAACAGAAGUACCAAUACUCAACGAGUACAACUUCUUAACGGCCAAACCUGUUGUAUACCUUGUUAACCUUAGCGAAAAAGAUUUCGUUAGACAAAAAAACAAAUGGCUUGCCAAAAUCGCAAAAUGGGUAGCAGAGAAUAACCCAGGACCUAUUGUACCUUAUAGUGCACAGUUCGAACAGGCACUAGAAGCAUUCGAUACUGAUGAGGCUCGUGAAGCAUACCUAAAAGAUAAAAAUGGAGCUACCAGCAAAAUAGACAAGAUCAUCUCAAGUGGAUACGCUUGUCUCAAUCUGAUCCACUAUUUUACAUGUGGUCCCGAUGAAGUCAGGUGCUGGACUAUACGCAAGGGUACCAAGGCACCGCAGGCCGCCGGGGUAAUCCACACAGAUUUUGAACGUGGGUUCAUAUGCGCAGAAACCUACAAUUAUACCGAUAUCGUCGAAUUCGGCACUGAAAAUGAUGUGAAGAACAAUGGAAGGUAUCUACAGAAAGGAAAGGACUAUGUUGUUCAAGACGGUGACAUUAUGUUCUUCAAGUUCAACGUGACCAACAAGAAAUGA
Molecule: messenger RNA, 1182 nt
Organism: Babesia sp. Xinjiang
Lineage: Eukaryota; Apicomplexa; Aconoidasida; Piroplasmida; Babesiidae
Product: Obg-like ATPase 1
Exons: 6
Coding region: 1-1182 (393 amino acids)
Cellular component (GO): cytoplasm
Molecular function (GO): GTP binding; ATP binding; ATP hydrolysis activity
Source: RefSeq, a predicted model, not a curated record